UCACCAGUCCAUCUCACAACAGGCACACGCCGCCGCUGUGUGGCCGCUCACAUCGCACACACCUCCGGCUUCCUCCUCGCUGCCUACCCACUCUUGGCCCUCCGUGGUCGACCAUGACGGCCAAAAACAGAAAGCAGACGGGGAAGAGUGCAUCCUCGCAGGGCGACAAAGGCGACAAGAGCUCGCUGGUUCCUCCGGGAGGUAAAAGUGUCUCCAGGCGGACUGGGAGAGAUGGCAAAGCUCACGGCGGGGCUGCCUCGCACCAUAAUGGGCUGUCGGGCAUCAGGAACAAGCUGGGGCUGACUGGCAGCCGGGUGGCCGGCCUGGGAUUCACGCUUCUCCUCGCUAUUUUAAGCGGGUAUCUCCACUGGUGUCAUCUUGCACAGCUCUUUGAGAACGACCGACACUUCUCACACCUGUCCAACCUGGAGAAGGAGAUGGCUUUCCGGACAGAAAUGGGCUUGUACUACUCGUACUAUAAGACCAUCAUCGAGGCACCCUCCUUCCUGCAGGGCCUGCACAUGGUGAUGAAUGAUCGGCUGACAGAAUAUCCGCUGGUCAUUAACACCCUCAAGAGGUUCAAUCUCUACCCAGAGGUGGUUCUGGCCAGCUGGUACCGGAUGUACACUGGUGUCAUGGCUUACUUUGGCAUUCCUACCAAGAUGUGCUGGUCCAUCAAUAGAGGGGAAGGCCUGACGCCUGUGGACAGUUGUGAAGGCAUGGGUGACCCGGCCUACUUCUACGUGGCCUGUGUAUUCCUGCUGAACGGUGCCAUGCUGAGCCUUUUCUUCCUGUAUGGCGCCUACCUCAGCGGCAGCCGGCUGGGCGGCGUGGUUACCAUCGCGUGUUUUUUCUUCAAUCACGGCGAGAGCACUCGUGUGAUGUGGACUCCUCCUCUGAGGGAGAGCUUCGCCUACCCCUUCCUCAUCCUGCAGAUGUUGCUCCUCACCUUCAUCUUGAGAACCCGGAACCCGAGCAGGAUGGCCUUUGUUGCUCUUGGUGUCUCCACGUUGUGCUUCAUGCUGCCGUGGCAGUUUGCCCAGUUUGUGCUGCUCACUCAGGUCGCUUCCCUGUUUGCGUCCUACAUCCUGGGCUACCUUGGUGCUGCUAAGAUGCAGUCAGUGCUGGUCACUCAUAUGGUGACGCUGGCUGUCUGCUUCGUGCUGAUGUUUGGCAACUCCAUGCUCCUCACGUCCUUCUACGCCUCCUCGCUCGUCUCCAUCUGGGCUAUCGUCGCGUUGAGGGAUUGGUUCACUCGCGUCUUCAAAACGGGCCUCGUCUUCUGGAUCAUGCAGGCUUUGGUUUGGUUCGGCUCCACCGUUCUGCUCAAAUUCUUGCUGUCCACAAUUCUGGGUGCUUCGGAUGAUGCUCACAUCAGUGCCUUGAUCAAGUCUAAAUUCAGCAGCUACAAGGACUUCCACACGCUCAUGUACACAUGUGCUGCAGAGUUUGAUUUCAUGGAGUGGGAGACCCCUGCACGCUACUUGAAGACCUUGCUGCUGCCCGUCAACGUGUUGUUGGUUGUUCUGGUCGCAAAGACGACUGCACAAGAUGUCUUUCGCUUCCUCUGGGAUGGAAAGAAGGCGACCGCCGGGAAUGAGGAGGAGGAUAAAGCGGAGGAAGCUGCGAGAUGUGACACCACCAAAGCAGAAAUGGCGUACCACAGUCUGCAGCUGGUGGCGUUCACUGUCCUGGCCAUCCUCAUCAUGCGACUCAAGCUCUUCCUCACCCCCCACAUGUGCAUCAUGGCCUCGCUGAUCUGCUCCAGACAGUUGUUCAGCUGGCUCGGGGAGAAGGCGAAGCAAUGGACGGCCGUGGCCCUGGUGCUGGCCCUCAUGGCGGUGGAGGGCGUGGCCAACCUGCAGGCCCAGUGGGCCAUCAUAGGAGAGUUCAGCAACGUGCCUCAGGAGGAGCUGCUGGACUGGAUCCAGGAAAACACCAACUCUGACUCUGUGUUCGCUGGAGCCAUGCCCACCAUGGCCAGUGUCAAACUGUCCACUGCUCGCCCCAUCGUCAACCACCCUCACUAUGAAGAUGCUGGGCUGAGGGAGAGGACCAAGCUGGUGUAUUCCAUGUACAGCCGCAUGUCUGCAGACGUGGUGAAGAGCAAACUGGACAAGCUGGGAGUGGAUUACUUUGUUCUAGAAGAUUCCUGGUGCACCAGGAGGACCAGACCCGGCUGCAGCAUGCCAGAGAUCUGGGACGUUGAGGACCUCCAAAACGUGGGUAAAACUCCUCUUUGCACUCACAUGUCCAGGGACUCGUGGCCCCACUUUACCACAGUCUUUGCCAACCACAUCUACAAAGUCCUCAAAGUGAACAAGGACCAAAGAUAACAUCUUCCAUGCACACAAACACAUUUUUCAUGAUUCAGUACUCCCCACAUGCUGCAACAGCAGUACGUGCAAAGACAAGAAACAAGUCACCAGGCAUUCUCAGUCAUUUUGUAUUUAUUUGUGUGCUCAUUCGUACACAAAGAUGCUUUAUUUGUCGACCUAGUUCAGUUCCAGUUGGUCUUGGAAGUUGUGUUUUAUUUUUUCUGUUACAUCUCACAUUGCUAAGACAAAAUAAUGGUAGCAGUAUUUUACAUUUCAAUUGUAGCAGUUUAGGUUUUGGAAAAUAGACUUUUUUUUAUCAUGUAUGAAGCUAAAAUGAUGAAGAGUUAACCAGAAUGUGUGGAAGUGAGUAGUUGGACAAAUACACAAAGUCAGAAAUCUGUUAAAAAAAAUGUAUAAAGCUUUUUUAUGAAUGUUUUUAAUCCCUUUUUAGUGUGUUUAUCAUUCCGUUUGCUGUCUAUGCGUGUUGCACAUGUCUUUUUAUAAUGUUUGUAUUGAAAUAAAGAGUCUGAUUUCUCAAGAA
This is a messenger RNA of Nerophis ophidion (straightnose pipefish), 2859 nucleotides long. RefSeq names its product dpy-19-like 1, like (H. sapiens) (gene dpy19l1l). Gene Ontology annotation, cellular component: nuclear inner membrane. Lineage: Eukaryota; Metazoa; Chordata; Actinopteri; Syngnathiformes; Syngnathidae. The transcript is spliced from 22 exons. The coding region runs from base 114 to 2336 and encodes 740 amino acids. Gene Ontology annotation, molecular function: mannosyltransferase activity. The record is from RefSeq and is a predicted model, not a curated record.